AUGACCUUCCAAGCCCUCAAGCUAGCUUCAAGAAAUAUCUUGAAGGAUUUGCACCAUGAGAAUAUAGUACGGUAUCAUGACCGCUACGUUGACCGCGAUGCGGGCAUCCUCUACAUCCUCAUGGAGUAUUGCGGCGGCGGCGACCUCUCGAGCAUCAUCAAGCAGGCUCAACGACACCAACGCCCCAUCCCGGAAGAUACUGUCUGGAACUACUUCAUGCAGCUCUGUCUCGCGCUGAGCUACUGCCAUCAUCCGAACGGACAAGGGCAGGGACGUUUGAGCGGGGGACCCGACAGUGCUGACGAAAAGGGAAAACGCGCGCAAAUUUUGCACCGGGAUUUGAAGCCGGAUAAUGUGUUCCUCGAUGAGAACAACUGUGUCAAACUUGGCGAUUUUGGCCUGUCCAAGGCUCUUUCUCAAGCGAGUUUUGCGCAAACAUAUGUCGGAACGCCCUAUUACAUGUCCCCUGAGCUCAUGCAAGAGAAAGCGUACGACUCUAAGUCUGAUAUCUGGUCUCUCGGCUGUCUCAUCUUCGAACUCUGCGCACUCAAACCGCCGUUCGCGGAAGCGAAGACCCAUGCCGAGCUGAGCAUACUCAUCCGGAACGGCCGCAUCCCGCCUCUACCCAAGGGCUACAGCCCCGCUCUCUCAAGUGUCAUCAAAGCCAUGCUGAACCUCAAUCCCGCGAUGCGGCCAAGCGCUGCGCAACUGCUGCAGCACGAGAGGCUAGAUCUCGCGUUCAAGGUCGCAGAGACGCAGAAGAUGUUGAACGCUGUUAAGGUGCACAAGACAAACGUCGUCGCGCGCGAACGAGAUAUCGCAGCGCGAGAGGCAACGCUUGUCGAAAAGGAGAACACGCUGACAUCGUUAGUCGCGGUGAAGGACGCCGAAAUUACAUCGCUUCGUGCACUGCUAGCGACGGCAGAGGAGAGUCAUCAAGCGAAAAUCCGUGAAGCUCUGCUUAAGCGCGAGGAGGAGCUCCGCGCGAUGGUGCUCAAACACGAGGCGGACGUUGCAAUGCGCAUGGCCCGCCGCGAAGAAGAAAUCAUGGAGUCUGUCCGGCGGCGCGAGGAAGAGAUUGCGAAGAUGUGGGCUGACUGGGAGCGCGAGACGCGGGAGGGUAUGGCGCGCGCUGUUGAGGAACGCAUGGCCUGGGUCGAGACGCAGACCGCCGAGCUCGAGAAGGAGCGCGACCGCUUGCUAAGCGCACACACGGAACUUGAGCGCCGCUGCGAGCAGGCUGAGAAAGAGCUCGCCGCGAGUCGUCGCGAGGGCAAGACCCCGCUUGAGAGCGUCAAGAAUCUGAUGCGCCAGCCAUUGUGGGACGAGGAGACCGUGCAGCAGACGCCGUUGAAAAGCAAGCCUCCUAUCUUCGAGACACCCAUACGCGCAAACACUGCGGAUUUCAGCCCACCAAGUGCGAUGAAGGGUGUUGUACUCACAGCGACGGGCCAACACCUUGCCACGCCGAGCCCUGCCGAGUUUGCGAAACUUUUUAUGGAGACCCCCAAGGUCUCACUCAACUUCGCGCAGAUCUUUGACUUCGAGAGCGAUACGGACGACUACGAUGCUGAGGGAUACGAGACGGAUACACACGUUUUGCAGAGUCUUGCUGCGACCAUUCGAGGACGGAAGCGUGCACAGAUGCAUGAUAGCGAGCCCGACGAAGACGAUGAGGACGAGGACGUUGAACGCACACCCAAGCAAGCUGUGCAACCUCUGGUCAAGCCUACAGGGCUCCGGCGACCGUCGAUACGCGCGUCGAGCUCGCGGUCUCCGAUUAUCGAGUCGAUAUCGGCACCGUCAAUUCCUUCAUCAUCGUCACGUCCGUCAUCCCGUCCAUCAUCCCGCGCAAGCUCAUCCUCAGCAACCUCGACGGUAUCAUCAUCUACAGUGACAGCGCGUACCAGAUCACGAGCACGCCCUGCUACAGGCGCAGGAACACGCUCGACAGGCUUUGUGCCCUCGCGCGAGACGCCCGAGUACGACAUAUCAGACGAAGAGAAUUUGCCGAGUCCAUUCCUGAAGAAGAUCGACCGCGAGCGGAUAGCACGUACCGCAUCUGUACCUGCACUGCAACAUACCAUGAAGUCUGACGCACAUGUUGCCUCUGCGCUUCCACGCACGCGGACAGCGAACGCACGCAAGAGCGGCCCAAGCACACUACGCGCUGUCGCCGUUGUCAACGCCGCGCAGGCUGUGAAUGGGCACGGAACUACAACCAACCGCAGUGCAGGCAACGCAGGCGCACGCGCCCCGAGUCGCACAGCGAGUGCGGCGCCGACAGUGCAUGCGGGAGUACGGACGAGUAUACAGAAGGCUCGAAACGCCAGCGAGGAUGCGAGGAAAGCUCUUGCGUUCCGAGCGUAGUGAUUUCCUUUGUCUUUUCCGCAUCUACUUCGAGGAUAGACUCAACGGAUGACAUCAGCCAGCGUUAUUUACCUUAACAGUAUUUUCCUUCUCGUCGCGGCUUUGGUUAUUUCGUCCGCACGUGCUGUUGAUUAAGCUCCCAGCUCUUGCGACACCUCCCCCCACUCUGGAUACUGCCAACGUCAUUCGGUUCUGCCACCACCCUGCAUUGUUCGCCGUCAUAUUGCAUCCGCUCAUCGGAUGUCUAUCCAUGCAAACGCACAUAAAUUCUUAAGGAUAUAUACCCCCCUUCCCCCUCCCCUUCGAUUGUAUCAUUUUAUAAUGCAACUACUGCGACAUGACGUUCUGCCUUGAGCUUUGGGCACUUGUUUGGUGGGGAUUGAUUUGUGAGUAGUAAGUGUGCUCUUGGUGGGUGUCUGGGCUUUACGUUUGGCAAUAUGGUAGGGAAACUCAGGCUAUAUGAAGGU
Messenger RNA from Phanerochaete carnosa HHB-10118-sp, 2837 nucleotides. RefSeq lists its product as uncharacterized. Gene Ontology annotation, biological process: protein phosphorylation; chromosome segregation. Gene Ontology annotation, molecular function: ATP binding; protein kinase activity. The coding region runs from base 1 to 2370 and encodes 789 amino acids. NCBI's taxonomy places the organism in Eukaryota, Fungi, Basidiomycota, Agaricomycetes, Polyporales, Phanerochaetaceae. The record is from RefSeq and is a predicted model, not a curated record. The transcript has 3 exons. Gene Ontology annotation, cellular component: centrosome; cytoplasm; nucleus.